Molecule: messenger RNA, 819 nt
Organism: Alternaria incomplexa
Lineage: Eukaryota; Fungi; Ascomycota; Dothideomycetes; Pleosporales; Pleosporaceae
Exons: 2
Coding region: 1-819 (272 amino acids)
Biological process (GO): translation
Cellular component (GO): mitochondrial large ribosomal subunit; ribosome
Molecular function (GO): structural constituent of ribosome
Source: RefSeq, a predicted model, not a curated record
AUGCUGCUCCCACGAAUAUUCGCGCCAGUCCGCGCAUCAUUGGCAACGGCCACGACAUUCAUCGCGCCAUCUACACGUGUUCUCGACGCCCUCCGCGUGGCCAAUGGCGCCUCGGUGCCCACCCCGGUUCUCUCCUUCGUAAGGCACUCAGCGCAUCAGGCCCAAGGACGAGCCAACGGAGCAAAAGAUGGACCUGGUAAACGUUUAGGAGCAAAGAAGAGCGGAGGAGAGUAUGUCAUUCCGGGAAACAUCAUCUUCCGACAACGAGGAACGGCCUGGUUUCCCGGCGAAAACUGCAAAUUCGGCCGCGACCACUGCAUCUUCGCCACAGAGUCUGGUUACGUACGAUACUACCGUGACCCGAAGAAACACCCAAAGAGGCAAUACAUUGGUGUCGCCCUCGAGAAAGACCACACCCUUCCAUACCCACCGAAUGCGGCGAGACGGAGACGCUUAAAUAUGCUCGCCGUCCCUAUCACUACAUCAACGAAUCCUUCUGCGGACGCAGUUGUCAUAACCGAUUUACAAGUUGGCGACGGCACAGGCAGCCCGAGCAGCGUGCGCGAUACCCCGCGCGAAGCGACACGGAAGGGAUUGAGCUUGACCGCUGGCAAGGGAUACGCGUACCGUGAGGCCAACUGGCAGAUUGGACGUGCGGCCGAGAAGGCGGGUGUGCAGGUCAAGGAGUUUGUGCCGGGUGACCGAUGGACGGCCUGGAGGAAGAGGAGCACAAGGAUCCAAGCCAACAUAGAGAGGAAGAGGCUCCGGAAUGCUGGAAAGAAGGCGAGCAAACCAAAAGCGAGGAAGGCGAGGGCCUAA